AGUGGGAGAUUGUCCCGGAACCUGGUGGCGGGCCGCGUUUUCCAGCCGACGUCGGCCGAUUCCUCCGUUGCCGGGGAUGAAGAAUAUCCGGUUUCAAUAAAUCGAGUUUAGAUUUGAUUUGCAGCAGUUACCGGGAGGACAUGGCGGUGUGCGGGGUCCACCUGGAUUCUGAUGCUUUCCUUGUCUGUUUGAAUCACGCUCUGUCCACGGAAAAGGAGGAAGUGAUGGGACUCUGUAUUGGAGAGGUUGACACAAGCAGGAUUGUUCACAUUCAUUCAGUUAUUAUCCUCCGUCGCUCAGAUAAGCGCAAAGAUCGGGUGGAAAUUUCGCCAGAGCAACUAUCUGCAGCCUCUACUGAAGCUGAGAGAUUAGCUGAUAUGACUGGCCACCCAAUGAGAGUGGUGGGAUGGUACCAUUCUCAUCCACAUAUCACCGUAUGGCCUUCUCAUGUAGAUGUCCGAACUCAGGCCAUGUACCAGAUGAUGGACCAGGGUUUUGUAGGGCUUAUCUUUUCUUGUUUCAUUGAAGACAAGAACACUAAGACUGGUCGAGUUCUUUACACCUGUUUCCAGUCAAUUCAAGCGCAAAAAGGUUCUGAGUAUGAACGAAUUGAAAUCCCUAUUCAUGUCGUGCCACAUGAAACUAUUGGCAAGGUAUGCCUGGAAUCUGCAGUGGAACUUCCAAAAAUUCUUUGUCAGGAAGAGCAGGAUGCUUAUAGAAGAAUUCACAGUCUGACACAUCUGGAUCCAAUAACCAAGAUUCAUAAUGGAUCAGUUUUCACAAAGAAUCUGUGCAGCCAGAUGUCAUCUAUUAGUGGUCCUCUGCUACAGUGGCUGGAGGAUCGUUUAGAUCAGAACAAACAGCACAUCCUGGAACUUCAGCGGGAGAAAGAACAACUCCUCCAGGAACUAGCAGUCCUAAAAUGAAAGGGAUUGUAGGUGAUGAGGGAAGAUAAACGGAAAAGUGUAACCAGAUUAUCUUUUUCUGAUGAGCAAAGAAGCCAUUUGACUGCAACAAGCUGUGUAGCAAAGCUUUUGUAUCAAGUUUGAGAUCUCACUCAAUGUAUUACCUUUAUUCAAGCCUGUCCAACAAAUGGAAGGAAGCACACAUUGGUUUUGGUUGGCUUUUACACCAAAAGGAAAUGUUUCCAGUUAUUGCUGGAUAUGCGUCCACAUUUCUGGAAACCAGCACUGGGAUCAAUAGCUCUAUUUAUAUCAAGUUAUUGUUUGGACUAGUUUGCUGACAAUAUAAAAUAAUUAUUCUUUCAUUUGAACCACGUGGAAAUAGAAGUUGGUUUAAUUAAUGUUACCUCUUGAGACCAAGGAAUUUGUUGAGUACUUGAUAAAUUGUUAAAAAAAAGAAA
Messenger RNA from Amblyraja radiata (thorny skate), 1363 nucleotides. RefSeq names its product BRCA1/BRCA2-containing complex, subunit 3 (gene brcc3). Lineage: Eukaryota; Metazoa; Chordata; Chondrichthyes; Rajiformes; Rajidae. Bases 141 to 926 code for a protein of 261 amino acids. The transcript has 8 exons. Gene Ontology annotation, cellular component: BRCA1-A complex; BRISC complex. The record is from RefSeq and is a predicted model, not a curated record. Gene Ontology annotation, biological process: DNA repair; protein K63-linked deubiquitination. Gene Ontology annotation, molecular function: cysteine-type deubiquitinase activity; metallopeptidase activity; protein binding.